Messenger RNA from Somion occarium, 865 nucleotides. The record is from the annotation of a GenBank genome assembly. Lineage: Eukaryota; Fungi; Basidiomycota; Agaricomycetes; Polyporales; Cerrenaceae.
CCUCAUAAGGACGAGCACUUGACCAGCCGGGUCUUCAUCUCACACGAGAAUUCUCCAAACAACCAACUUCAAACACCUUUUUACACGACUCGAUUUCAUACGGUAUAAUAUCCUUUCAUCAUGCCUGCAACUCGCAAUACUGGAGCGCAGAUCGGCAAGGUCGUUUAUAAGCCCGAGCCGAAGAGCACAGACGAAUUCGUAGUCAUUGUACAUCCCAGCGAGUACAAGAAGUGGAAAGAGGGAGAUCGAUACCACUCACAGAGGUUCUCGACUGUAUGUCUAUGUGCCUAUAAUACCCUCAUCUUCAUCGCCGUCUUACUCACGCGCCCACCCAUCGCAGCCUUUGAGAUCUUCCACUCUACCCAAGGAGCACAAGGUAUCCUAGGACGGCCAUCACAUCAACAACUCGAGAAUGAGUUUGGUACGCACAAAGACUUGGAUGUCGCCCUUCAAAUCCUUGAGAAAGGCAAGCUGGAGGCAUCCAGUGGGAUCGAUACCAGUACUAUCGGCACGAACCUCUCAAAGGGGUCUUUUUCGCUCGACACUCGUGGUGCCAGGAAUAUGACAGGUACUUCUUCCUGAAGCACAGGUGGUUGCUGUGAUUCUGAGUUGGAGGAUGGACCUCUAGUCACCAUUUCAUGGGCGUUGCUUGAGCAGAAGAGGAAAUGGACACAAGUGUAAAGAAAUAUCGCAUAUAUUGACUGUAACACUACACAUCCAUUUGCAUUGGGCUUUACAGCAAGCAUUGUAUCUGUAUUCUUCAAAGUAUUGGCGCGAAGGGCGACAAUCUGAGGCGUGAACAAUUAAUUCACAAGAUGGUAAUAGCUCCGACUCGCGUGCUCAUGUCCUUCUGUACCAAAAUACC